AUUCCGGGUGAAGGUAAAGGUGGAUGUUGUGCACAGACUAUUCAUUAAGUACCAAAUUAAUAGCUGCGGGUGAGAGCGUUACGGUGUAAUAGACCGAGAGUUGUGUAUGAUCUUGCUUAGUUAAUUACAUGUCACAAACGUAUUCGUAUAUUAAGAUUAUUAUUAUUUAACGUGUGUGGUUGAGCAUGAGUGCAGUUAGAAAGAAAUCACAUGGAGCAAGCUGGUGGACUUUAUUCUCUAAUUUUCUUAUGAACUAUCUAUCAUUAAUUGCAAAAAGGAGACUUGUCAAUUUUCGCUAAGGCCAACAAAUUGUUCUAUGAAAUAGUUAUAUAUAUAUUUAGUAGGUUCAUAUGCUGUAAUAUACAAUACAUGUACAGUAUUACUAUUUGAAAAUCCAAUAGUAAUAGCAAUAAAGUUUAGCGAUAAAUGACUUUAAUGACUGUUGUUUUCCACCACUAAGGCACAUGGCAACGUUGCAUUUUUAAUGCAUCUCCCCUGCUGAGCAAGUCCUUGUGGCCAUUCAGAUGUUGUAGCUCUCCAUAACCACAGCAGCUAGAAACCUUCCAUUCCACUUUUGCCGCGAUUAAAACACUACCUAAGAGACAAACUUUCACUUUUUUUUCACAAAUUAAGGAUCCACAGUGGUCAGUAAUGCUUAUCAGCAAACCACUGAUAACUUGAAAGAAAUGAAAAUGCAACGGUUUUCAUUAUACUGAAAACAACCACAGCACAAGAUUCCGAAAACUGUGGGCACCAAUGGCAACCAAAGGUAAUGUUAAACCAUGGAUCGCCUUCGUAGGGAAUGGAACAGCUUACCUGAAAGUAACUUAAUCAUUUUAGUUGUCAUUAUAGUUGAUUCAGCAGGCAUCUCAUUACUCUCUUGCAUUUAUAAUGCAUCUUGCUUGCUUGCAUCUUGGUUUGCUGUUAUAUGAUAUGUGAAUCUUGUUACCUUGUGCAAUUAAGAUAAAAGACAUAAUGCAUUAUUUUUUAGACAUUGCAGAGUCAUGUCUUAAUAAUGCUCCUAUUUACCCUUUCAGCAUUAUAGUUAAAUAUAUAAAUGUAUAAAUAUAGCAAGAAUACUAUUUUAUUAUGCUAUUAAUUUUUGUUGAUUCCAGUUGUGAGUGGAACAACUGUCAUUGUCCCCCUCAGCUGAAGAUGAGUCCAAAUAAGAUUGUCAAGCUAAAAAAGACUCACAAUACAAAGGUUUUCACGGUAUUUCUAAAAUUUGCAUAUUUGUUAUUUUCCGAAUUCACGGUUGCAUUGUGCAUUUUUCUCUAGAGGGCAAACAGUGGUGGGAUCCAUAUGAAACAUCCAACAGAAGACAAUUCAUCUGCCAUCCAAAGUCGGCAGCAGAGAUUCUGCUGCCCAACGUCAACUUUUGUAGACUCCUCUUCGAAGUCUGGAGCUCUUGGUUCAACGGUGUACAACAGGGAUUUUGGCUGGAAGCCGCCCUGUAAACCUGAAUGCAUUCGCACAGGAACGGCUUCGGGGCAGAGGAGAAACAACCCGCACCCCAGUCAGUCUUUCCUGAAGUGGAGCCUGCCUGGGGAUGCCACACAAAGCUCUGAGUAUGUUGUCUUCCCUCGCGAAUGUCACCCAUCUGAGGGGGAGAUCCGUAUGGCUUUGACAGCACAGUACAGCUCCAUCUACAGAUGUGACUACGCGGGUAUGCCGCAAGGUAUGACAAGACACAAUCAUCGUAAUAACGGAGAAGUUAGAAUUGCACCUUGGCAGAGCAGGCCGGAAGUGCCCCUUCCUGCCGAUACCGAGAUGAGGGAGAAUUAUCGCCAGCCAAAGCAAAAGCCUGGACUGCAGAGGAACUACUCUCCUUACAGCUGCAGCGCCCCCAGCAUGGGAUGCUGUGGUAUAGUUCCCACUGUGGUGCAGAGACACGCUCAGCAGAAAAGAUCACAUUUGACAAACUAUGACAGGUUUUGCGGAAAGACAGACACUAAUGUCCCAAAUAUGAUCAAGUCUCUGCUGCCCCAGGAGCUGCAGCACUUACACAGAACUUUACCUGAGGAGGUAAAGGAGGCUUUAAAACCGGUCACGAGGAUCGAUGCUCAUCCAAACACUGGGGAUGAAGUAAACAAACUCCCACCAGUUGAGCUUCAUUCCUGCUCACCAAAGGGGAUAUCAAGUUGGACAGGACCCUUCUGAAUCUUAUUGCUUAUGAUAGUUUGUCGUUUUAUAUCUUUUUUGUUUUAUGCUAGGGAGGCAAACUGUAAUAAACUUUAAUGGUGCACUCAGCAGAUUUCCCCAAGUGUUUCUGCGACAACCACUGCCGAUUUAAUUCAUCAAAAUUCUGUCUUUCUGAAUGUUUGGUCAUAAUUGUAGCUUUUUAAAAUUGCUAUUACAUUUGAAUGGCAGAAAAAACACAAUGGUUGAAUAUGCGACAGCGAAGAAAACCAGCUCAAUUUCACGAAAUACUAUACACAUAAUCUGCUUUUCAAAAAAAAAAUUACGAUGCAAGCCCUAAAAUUAGUCCCACUGUUUACUAAAACAAUGACAGCUAACAUUGGGGCCUUUUUAUAAAAGCAUUUGUUAGCUAUAGAGUUGGAGUAAUGUAUGCUUUCUUUUACUUUAUGUACUAAAUGAUGUCUGUAUUGCUUUAAAAAAUAGUUUCAAGGGAUUUGAGGUGUUCUGCCGCUGGUUUGUGCGGUUGUGUAGAUUGUGCGUAGUGUCUUGACAAAAUUUUCCUUUUUUUCCAAAUAGUACCAAAGCAAUGUAAAAAAACGCAACAGCUCUCUGACCUUAUCUAUCCUGUUUGCAGAUGAUAUCAAGACAGAAUAAAAUGCGUUGCAUUCAUCUAACAGGUUCUCUCUCUACAGAAUAACACAUGGACAUUUUAAAUGAUUCUGUCUUGCGUUGUGAAUUAAUGUUAUGCCAGUCUUUCCAAACAGAAUAAUAUAUUUAUAAAUUUGUCAUUUAUCCAUUCUGUUGCAAUGAAAAUGAACGAUGGCCUGAAAUGAUCAACUAAAGGAUUAAAGUACAAUCAAAACUG
Molecule: messenger RNA, 3004 nt
Organism: Gasterosteus aculeatus aculeatus (three-spined stickleback)
Lineage: Eukaryota; Metazoa; Chordata; Actinopteri; Perciformes; Gasterosteidae
Source: RefSeq, a predicted model, not a curated record